Molecule: messenger RNA, 222 nt
Organism: Ordospora pajunii
Lineage: Eukaryota; Fungi; Microsporidia; Ordosporidae
Exons: 1
Coding region: 1-222 (73 amino acids)
Source: RefSeq, a predicted model, not a curated record
AUGAAAAAGCUUGACGAUGCACAUGAUCUGGAGAUCACAAAGAUUCUUGCAAAGGUGAUGCAAAGCAGCUAUAAGAAGAAGCAAGUGAAUGAGAUUGUUUCAAGAGUAGUGCAGAAAAUUGAAGCAGUCAUUCAUUUGCACGACAACAGUCAAAUCAUCGAGUCAUUGAAGUCUGAGUUUGCGGCUCUGAAGCAAGAAGCAUACUCAUUUAUGAAGCCAUAG